UCAAUUUUCAACUCCAAGACUGUAAACACCCUGUAUAUGUACCCUUUUUCUACACCUAUACUUUCUUUAAUUCAAAGGGAGUUAAUAAUGAAAAUGCAGCAGGUAAAGACCUUUACGUUAAUCAAAACUGCAGAUAAUUAGGUGAAUUGGGGGCUAUAUUAAUUAAAAAUUAAAUCAUUUAUUAUUUUCCAAACACAAAGAAAUUAUAGUUUAGGUGCAAAUAAACCUUGAAAAUCGCUUAAUUAUCUCUGUAGAUAAGACACCAUUGAAAUACAAUUACUGAUGGCAUUUUCUGUACUUAGCAAAAACGCUCUCUUAGGAAAAAAUCGUGAAACGAAUUUAAAUUUAAAAAUAAUAAAAACCAUUUUUCUAUUUCGGUAUCACAAUGAGCAUUUUGUGUAACUGUUUUAAAUAAAAAUUCUAAAGCACCUGCGGUUUUUUAAAAAUCACUCUGUAUUUUAUGUUUGAUUUGGCGUGCAGAUGCGCGUACCAUCUGCUUUUUCACCUGGCCCAUAAGUAGCAAAGACAAGUUUUCAGUUACAAUAUUACGAUGAUUCUAUCAACAAUUAUUAUUGUAGGCAGCGCAAGCGUUAAUGCAACAAUUUCGGUUAUCAUUGAGCAAACAAUUAAAUUUGUCUUAUCAGACUGUAUUUUAGUGACGAUGUUUUUAUCUGACAGGUGGGGAUAGGGGGCAGGUAAAAAGUACGUUAGUGACUAGUAUACAGGAAGGAUGUUCAUUCAACACUACUAAAUAACUCAGCGGAACGUUUGUUUUAUUUUAGUUAUAAUAAUGUGACGUGAUUUUAGUGAAAGUGUUAAUAUAGUCAAUUCAGAGACAACACGCGCAAUGGCCGAUAAAGAGCUAGUCGUUUCCCUUAAAGAUUUACCGUUUCAAGCUACAGUGAAGUAUCUCGGAAGCCAACCAGCUAAGGGCCUUUGGGGAAUGAAACAUACCCGGAAACCUGUUGAUUAUUUAGUAAGCUUGGCGAAAAAUCUGCCUGCAAAUAAAGUUCUCUCCAUUGUCAAGCUCGAAAUCAACCUCCAAGGACUCUCCUUCCAAGAUAUUACAAACAAGAAAGAAAAAUCUCCCUCUGUAAUGUUUCCCAUUGAUACAAUAUCAUACGGUGUACAAGAUUUGGUCUAUACCAGAGUUUUCAGUAUGAUUGUGGUCAAAGAUACUGAUCUUAGAAGCGAUAUCCCUUUUGUGUGUCACAGUUUCGUCUGUGAAUCGAGAAAUCAAGCGAGACAAAUUACAUACGCUCUAGCUGCAGCUUUCCAAGAGUAUGGAAGACAAUCAAAGCUUGAUGGCAGCAAAAGAAAAAGGUUUGCUAUCGACUUGCGCACUCCAGAAGAACAAGCUGAAGCGUCGGAAGAAGAAACCGAAGCUUGAUUUGUAUUAUUUUAAGUGAAAAUAAAUAUUUAGUUAAUCGGU
Molecule: messenger RNA, 1432 nt
Organism: Tribolium madens (black flour beetle)
Lineage: Eukaryota; Metazoa; Arthropoda; Insecta; Coleoptera; Tenebrionidae
Exons: 2
Coding region: 848-1390 (180 amino acids)
Source: RefSeq, a predicted model, not a curated record